ACUUCUAGAAGACCCUAAGACAAAAUGAAGGCUCUCAUUUUGAUCGGUGCCAUCUUGAUUGUCACUGCUUGCUUCUCGCCAGCUGGUGCACAUAAGCGGAAAAGCUUCAGGUUUAGUGAAAGUUCCGAAGAGCAUUUAAAACUACUUAAACAAUUAAGUUCUAAGCUGUCAAGAGGAUAUUUUGCAAAAUCUGAAACGGCUCCUGGAAGUCCAUAUGGUCACCACGGUCGUCAUGAACCCCACAGAGGUUGCCAUUCCCCUCACUCCCCCCACCAUCACCAAAGCCCACCUGGUCCACCACCCAGACCUAUAUCACCACCUGAGAACACUGUAAAUCCUCAAGCACUAUCAGCCGCUUCUAGUGCUGCCCCAAUCCUAAUUUAUACCACCGCCACUGCUGCUGCCAACACCACCACUGCCACUGUUUCUGCGGGAAAAACUGCAGGCGUGACAUCCACCACCAUGGCUCCCAACAACCCCCAACCUGAAGACAUCACCAGUGCCCCUGUGGCUGGCACUACCACUGCCCCAGCAGCUAACCCUACUACUGUCAACCAGCAACAAGUAAUUCAGUAAAUUCCACAACAGUCCAAGAUUACAAACCUACCAAACCACAAGGAGACCAAGGCAA
Molecule: messenger RNA, 631 nt
Organism: Leopardus geoffroyi (Geoffroy's cat)
Lineage: Eukaryota; Metazoa; Chordata; Mammalia; Carnivora; Felidae
Product: transcription factor Sox-1-like
Exons: 3
Coding region: 25-576 (183 amino acids)
Source: RefSeq, a predicted model, not a curated record